Messenger RNA from Cinara cedri, 4945 nucleotides. Lineage: Eukaryota; Metazoa; Arthropoda; Insecta; Hemiptera; Aphididae. The record is from the annotation of a GenBank genome assembly.
AUGGCUUCUGUCAACGGCGACGUAGCCGGGACCCGGCCUCGAGGGAUGAUGUCUGCGGCGCCUACGAACAGCAACAAGGUGACCGUAGUACUGGGCGCCCAGUGGGGCGACGAGGGAAAAGGCAAAGUAGUGGACAUGCUGGCCACCUACGCGGACCUCGUGUGCCGGUGUCAGGUAUUCAUGUCUAUUCAUAAUCAAUAAUAUUAUAAAAUGUCUGCGUACCCGUUUAAUGGAUACUUCACAGGUAGGUACGGACGAGUUAAUAUCGCAUUUUGUUGUCUGAACUGAACGCUUGUCCAUACGAACGGCGGCCGCGUGACGUUUUGACGGCACCUUCCGACACCAAUAAUAAUAACUGUCAAGGUUGCCGAUGCCGAUGCGCGGCUGUCUUCCAUUUUACUCUUUGAUUUUUUUUUUCCUAACCAUGCCGUCUUCCGUCACCUUCGUACGUUUUUUUUUUAAAAAAGUCCAUUAUCAUUGAGACACACGGCCAGCUCGCGUCAUAAAAUUAUUUUGAAUACAAACGCCCACCUAGUCGCCGCGCCCGUGUGCCAAAAUCACAAUUUCGAAUUUAUUUUUUGUAAUUAUAUUUUGGCCUGAAUUCAUUUUCGAAUAAUAUUUUUCGCACCGUCGUGACGUUGUUAUGCGGCCACAAACAUGAACCUUAGUGUUAUUUUUAUAAAUUCCCCCCCCUGUCUUGUGUAGUAUACGAAAUGUAAGUACUUGUAUGUCAUGGUAAAUUGGUAUUUUUUUCGCCCGUCUUUUUGGCUGGGACAUUUUAUUAUGGCAAUGAGUACUUAUUGUGUUUUCCUUCAAACGGACACAAUAACCAUUAAAGUUUUAGAGUUGAAUACAAAAUAAUUAACUUUGCGCCUAUUCACAAUAUGCCAAUAUUGUGUACUGAUUAUGAAUUUUCUAGGUACCUACCAUUUAACUUUUGUACUUAUUAACCACAGGUUAUAGUUUUUAUUUUCGGUCCUAUAUGUCUUCAAGUUGAAUUCAAGUACCCGUGUAAAGAAAAUAUAAAUGUAAUUUGAUAGUUUCGAAUAAUAGGCUACGUAUGUAGAAUCUAGUAUCUAAUUUAUUAAAUGAUAAUUUAAACACUUUUUGUUCAAUAAUUAAUUGUAUGCAAUAAGUAAAAUAGUAUAGUGGUGCACACACUCAAUUCCAUAUGGAAUGUGUUUAAUUUAAUUUAACUUGCAUGCCCAUCUACCACCUACAUAAUUGUUGGGUCAAGCUAUAAAAUUUGAAAACUAUUUAACAUUCCUAUUCAAUUUUAUUUUAGGGUGGAAACAAUGCUGGCCACACAGUCGUUGUUGACAAAAAAGAAUUUGAUUUUCACUUACUGCCUAGUGGAAUCAUCAAUCCCAAUUGCAAAUCUAUUAUUGGUAAGAAAUCUUUGUUUUCUAAACUUUUGUGUCAUAGGUAGGUAGAUAUACCAAAUUUGAUAGAUUUGGUACUUAUUAUUUCAAUAAUUCAGAUACUUAAAAAUAUUCUAACUUUUGUCGAUUAUAUCAAACAUGAUAGGUAGUACCUAACUAAUAAGUAAUAGUAAAAUAAUUUUUAACCAUUAUUAUAUAAAACGUUUGAUUCAAUAUUGAAAUAUUAAAAAAUUAUAUUAUUAUUUCUAACAUGGUUGUACAAGUAAAAUUUGCUUUAUUAGGUUAUAUAUGUGAAAAUCUGUGAAAUCUGUUAAAUCUACAUAAUAUUUGAUAAUAAUAGUUUACUUACUAAGUUUUAAUAAUUUGUACCUAUAUAUUUUAAAUACCUAGGUCCCUAUAUUAAUUUCAAUAAAGUUCUCACUUAAAUAUUUUACAUUAAUUUACAAUAUAGUUAAGAUAAAACUAUUUAUUGGUCUUAAAAUAAUAAGUAUUUUUCGUGUUUAAAAUAACAGGUAAUGGAGUUGUUAUUCAUCUCCCCGGUUUAUUUGACGAAUGCAAGAAAAACGAAAUGAAAGGUCUUUUGGAUUGGAAAAAACGAUUGUUGAUUUCUGAUCGUGCACAUCUUGUGUUUGAUUUCCAUCAGGUAUGAAUACACAUUCUUAAUAUAUCAAGUGUAUAAUAUAAUAUAGUAUUAUAUUUUAUUAUAUUUUUCUAAACUAAAAAUUUCGUACUUAUCUAAACCUUUAAACACUAGAACUUUCCAAGCUUUCCAAUCUAUUUAGUGUCCGCUUAAUAAUUCCCUGACUAAUUUAAACAUUUUAAUUCUUAGAGAUGUUUUAGUUCAUAACCAAACAAAUUAGUGAAAUAUUCACUUUGGAAUAGUAAAAAAAUACAACUGAUAUAGCUUAAAUUAUAUUGUAAAAAAUAUUUAUUUUGCUUACUAAACUUACCUUUCAUCAUAUACAUAAAAUACAUUUAAACUAUUGCAUAUUUUUGCCUUAUAUUAAGUGUGUUUUCUUAUCUAAUUAUAGCAAGUAGAUGGUCUUCAAGAAAUGGAAAAGGGUAAAAAAUCUUUAGGAACAACGAAGAAAGGAAUUGGUCCAACAUAUGCGUCUAAAGCGAAUAGAAAUGGUCUUCGACUAGCUGAUUUACUUGGAGAUUUCAACUCUUUCAAAGAAAAGUUGGUUUAUUUAUUUUUUUCGUUAUCAUAAAAUAUAUAACCUAUGAUUGCAUUCGAAUUAAUGGUAAAAAAAAACAGCGAUGUUGGUCAUUAACUGAGUUUUACGCGUGUUUUUUUAAGACCAAGUUGAGUUCUACUUUAAUUAUAGUUAGACAUUGAAACAAUUUUGAAUACUUUCAACAGAAAAAAAUGGAUAUCAAUGUAAAGUGAAAAAAAUAAAAAAUAAUUAUUAGAUAAUAAUAUUGAGAAAUGAGCAUGCACAAAAAAAAAAAAAAAAAAAAAAAAAGGUAAAAUAAAUCUUAUUUACUUAAAAAUUCAAAGGCUUAAUCUAAGUAAAAAUUUAAAAUCUAAAAAUAUAGUAUUUUUAGGAGAAUAGUUUCUAAAAUUAAAAAAAAAAAAAAACAACUCAACUCAGUCUCUAAAAAACCGCACAGGCAACUCGACCUAUAUUAUAAUUUCAGCCUACAAUUUGUAAACACCAAUAUAUUGUGUGAUCCAAUAGUGUAUUCUAGAACUUUUUAUUCAUUAAUAGUCAAAUUUUCUAUAUAUAAAAAAAAAAUACAUUUCAACGAUUAUUUGAAUAUUUUUUUAAGGUUUUACAACUUAGUGGACAUACAUAUACGCAUGUUUCCAUCUCUGCAAGUCGAUACUGAAGAAGAGUUAAAAAAAUAUGAAUAUUAUGCAAACGAGUUAAGGCCAUUAGUUAUAGAGACUGUGGGAUAUUUACAUUCUGCAUUAAAAGAAGGAAAACGUAUCUUAAUAGAAGGCGCCAAUGCAGCUAUGUUAGAUAUAGAUUUCGGUAAUGAUAAAAGAUCAAUUAGUAAUUUAUGAAAAAUACUAAUGUAAUUUAAUUUUAAUGGUAUUAUAGGCACAUAUCCAUAUGUGACUUCGUCAAAUUGUAGUAUUGGAGGUGUUUGUACAGGUCUUGGAUUACCACCAUCAGCUAUAGGAGAUAUUAUCGGGGUGGUCAAAGCAUAUACUACAAGAGUCGGUGAUGGUCCAUUUCCAACUGAAUUAAUCAAUGUGAGUAAAUUAAUAUAGAAGUAUAUAAAUUACAAGAUUUGUUAUAUUUUAUUUUUAUUGAAUUUAUUUAGGAAGUUGGUGAAAAGCUUCAGAAUAUUGGCAAUGAAAUUGGUGUUACAACUAAGCGAAAGCGUCGCUGCGGUUGGUUGGAUAUUCCUCUGUUAAAAUAUACUACGAUGGUGAACGGUUAUACCAAGUAUAUAAUUAUCAAUAUUACAGUAGAGUGAAACCUCUGAAUAGUGAACACUAUCGGUCCUCAAAUUUUUGUCCGUUAUUCAAAGGGGUAAAUUUUUGAAAUUCAUAAAGUAUAAAUAAUGUGUAAAAUGAAAACAUUUGCGCUAUGGUAAAUUAAAUUAUAAUUGUUAUUGUACAAAUGUAAUUAUGAUUUUUUUUGACUUCUGCUAGAAAACUUUUUCAUUGUUAUGAUGGAAGUUAUGAAUUUCGACUUUUUUUUGGAUGGGACCUCUUUUGCCAAAGCCCAUUCAUCACUUGUCGAAAAAAUUUUCACUGACUUGCAAAACAAAUGAAACAUUAGCAAUCAAGACAUAAUUUUUGUCAUAAUCAUUACAUUAUUACGAGAGUGUAUACCAAUGCAAUUUUGAUACUGUCAUUUUGUCACUAUUUUUUAAUUAAGAUUAAAAUAGUGUGAUUUUCCAAAUAGGAGGUUUUUCCAUUGAAAAGUAGUGAAAAUUUCCUGUCCCAAAACACGCUAUUGGGAAGUGUCUGUUAAAGGAGGUUUCACUGUAAAUUGUUAUUUUUUCCUAUUUACUUUUUUUACUUAUAUUACAUUUAACUUUUUAAUAAAAAUUAAAACUGGUUACAAUAGAGGAAAUAGCAAUUUAAGGAAAUAUUUCAACUUAUAAAAAAUGUUAUAAUUUAAUAAAUGUUAUUUUAUUUUUAGAAUUUGUCUGACCAAACUUGACAUAUUGGAUGAUUUUAGUGAAGUUAAAAUCGGUGUUGAAUAUGUGUUGAAUGGAAAAGUGCUCAAUUAUUAUCCAUCCAGUUUAUCUGAAUUAUCAGCUGUUGAGGUAUAAACCAAACUAUUAUUUAGAUUAGUUUUUAUAUAGAUAAUACUUAUAAUUUGUAUUAUUAUAAGUAAUAUUAAUACUUAGGUUAAAUACUUGACUUUACCUGGUUGGAAAACAAAUAUAAGUGAUGUCAGAAACUUCGAAAAUUUACCAGAAAAUGCUAAGAAAUUUGUUUUUACAAUUUCUGAACUCCUUGAAGUACCCGGUAAUUUAUUAAUGUUGUCAAUAAUAUUUUAAUCUCAUAUUUAUAAGUCAAUUUUUUUUCAGUUAAUUGGGUUGGAGUUGGUCAAGGAAGAGAAUCUAUGAUUAAUUGUUUUGAUAUGAUUUUAUAA